Messenger RNA from Molossus molossus (Pallas's mastiff bat), 615 nucleotides. It is a transcript of the gene CUNH12orf57, whose product is annotated as chromosome unknown C12orf57 homolog. The transcript has 4 exons. NCBI's taxonomy places the organism in Eukaryota, Metazoa, Chordata, Mammalia, Chiroptera, Molossidae. The record is from RefSeq and is a predicted model, not a curated record. The coding region runs from base 194 to 574 and encodes 126 amino acids. Gene Ontology annotation, biological process: post-embryonic development.
CUCUUUUUGAAUUUGUCUAGUAGGUCUUCCGGUUUUUACCGGAAGGCCCUUCCUAUUAUGCAAGUUGCGCUUAACAAUAGAUCUACUUAAAACUAUGGGUAGUCUUCAUCCUAGAGGGCGGGCUCCGGAGACAUCCCUUUACUCCUGCUCUUGAACAUUUUGUUGGUUCUAUACGUGCAACGUCCGUUGUUCUAUGGCGUCCGUCUCCGCCCAACCUGCGGCCCUGAGCGCCGAACAGGCCAAGGUGGUUCUGGCCGAGGUGAUCCAGGCGUUCUCGGCUCCUGAGAACGCCGUACGCAUGGACGAGGCUCGGGACAACGCGUGCAACGACAUGGGCAAGAUGCUGCAAUUCGUGCUGCCCGUGGCUACACAGAUUCAGCAGGAGGUUAUCAAAGCCUAUGGCUUCAGCUGCGAUGGGGAAGGUGUCCUUAAGUUUGCCCGCUUGGUCAAGUCUUACGAAGCCCAGGAUCCCGAGAUUGCCAGCCUGUCGGGCAAGCUGAAGGCACUGUUCCUGCCGCCUAUGACACUGCCGCCCCACGGGCCUGCUUCAGGUGGCAGCAUAGCUGCCUCCUGAGGGUUGGUGUCCCAGAGGAUAAUAAACAUGCCUGUGAUUUA